UCCAUGCACCUGACUUGCACUUCCCUCCGUUUCUACGACUUCCAAACGCCGAAUUCUAUCGUCGAGCGAUCCAGAACCACCUUUGUCGUCUAGUUUUCCAUCGUGUGAUCGGAUCAGGACCGUACGUUUCGCGAACUCGUGUGUUCUUUUUCCGUGAAACGCUGAUCAGUGGAUACAGUGAUCGUGACAGGUUUGAUCAUCAAGCCCCGUUGCUCGAAUCAAUUGCUUCCUCCGCCACAUCAGUGUGUGAGUGUUCCUCGCGAUCGAUUGAAAUGGCAGUGCGUGUACACGGUGUCUGACGUGCCCCUGGAUUUCUUGGAGACAUUUAGCCGACCAUUUCGGAUCCAGCACGGACCUGGUGCCACAAGUACUGGGGAUGUUCGACGAGCUCGCGCGUCGCGGUAAUGGUUACAGCGAUCAUGUAGUUCUCCCGACGGUGCUUCAGAAACGAUUGAGCCUGGUGUCCCAAUCCCAUCGGGACUCCAUAUUCGGUCAGUUCUGUCCCGAGAUCACGAAAAGCCAGCCAGAGGACGCGAUGAACGACCAGCCGGGAACCGAGAACAACGUGGAUGGCGUGGCCGAUGACAUCGCCCGGGAGAAGGAGGACAACAUUUACGAGACAGUGGCCAGCCAGCAGGAAGAUCGAAACGACUGUGCGAUCGUGGAGAAGCCUUAUCGUCGAGAGAGCAACGGACUCACUCCGUUAAGGUACAACAGACGGUGCAGAAAUGCCGGUAGACCACUCUCUGGAAGCUCCGUGGCGUCCAGCACCUCCUCCAGUGGAUGCAGCAAUCAAGGGAACGCGUGCAACGUCAAUCCUUAUUUGGCGUCGGUCGAGUCUCUGGCCGAUACUUGCGCCAGUUCCCAAGGUUCUGGAGACAGCGGAGUGGUGACGGUCUCAGAAACGAACUGUCGAAUCGGAAACGAUGGCGGUGGUCAACGACGAAACAGCGCGGAGAAGGAUUCCCCGUUCUACAGACCACGUUACUGCGAUCCCCAUCGAAAUCCCAUGGAAAGGGUGCUCCUCGAAAUAGUCGACACCGAAGCGAUAUAUGUGGAGCACCUGCGACAAAUUAUCCAGGGUUACCUUAUAUGUUGGAGAAACGAUCCGGCAUCGUUUGCGCAUGGAAUGCAACUAAGCGACUUAUUUAGUAAUAUUGAGGAUAUCUUCGAAUUCAACAGAGAGUUCCUUAAAGAAAUAGAGAAAUGUGGCUUGGAUCCUGUUUGCAUGGCAAACACGUUUAUAAAGCACAACUCAGGAUUCAAAGUGUACACAGAGUAUUGCACCAAUUACCCAAGGACAGUGUCCGUUUUGACCGAUUUAAUGAGUCAAGAAGAAACUGCAAAUGCAUUUCGAGAGAGGCAAGCAGCUUUGGGGCACGCGUUACCUCUUGGAUCGUUUCUUCUGAAACCCGUUCAAAGGAUCCUUAAGUACCAUUUGCUUCUAGAGAACUUGUCCAAGGAGUAUGGGGCGGACUGUGAAUUAAGAGAAAAUGAGGCUGAAGGGAGGAAGGCGAUUGAAGCAGCGCUAGUAGCGAUGACUGGCAUUGCGAAGCAUAUUAACGCGAUGAAACGAAGACACGAGCACGCCGUGCGUGUUCAAGAGAUUCAAUCGCUUCUGUACGGUUGGCCUGGCCCUGACUUAACCACAAGUGGCGAACUAGUGGCGGAAGGACGAUUUAGAAUGCGAGGGGCGAAAGCCCCCAGGCACGCUUUCUUGUUCGAUCGUAUGCUUCUUCUCACCAAAAAGAAGGAGGAUGGGCUUCUAGUCUACAAGGCUCAUAUCAUGUGUUCAAACUUAAUGCUCAUCGAAAGCAUACCAGGAGAACCACUCAGUUUCCAUGUUAUUCCUUUUGACAAUCCCCGACUGCAAUACACCUUACAGGCAAGGAACUUAGAACAGAAGAGGGAAUGGACGUUGCAAAUAAAGAGGGUGAUACUUGAGAAUUACAACGCGGUUAUACCUUCCCACGCGAGACAGUUGGUCUUGCAACUUGGCCAGACGCAACCCGAAGACGAUGCCCUCGCGGACAAAGGAUCGGGGAAGAAGCAAUAUUCCGCGCCGCCGGAAUAUUUAGAGAAGCGUAAACAAGAGAGGGAGAGACGAAGGUCUGAAACUGGGCUUAGGCAGAAGUUUAAAAAAGGUGCCAGAAAGUCUGAGACUACAACCGAGGAUUCUCCAGCAUCGCCAAGAAAGAAUCAGAGCGAGGAUGCUGCCAUAAAUGAUUCUAGGGAACAGGGUAUUAGAGUUUCAGAAGGACGUGGGUCAAAAGUCAAGGAUCGCUUCACCGGUUGGAGACGGAAGUCAGAGCCGGGCUUUCAAUCUUACGUGUGCCUGAAUCAAUCCGACGAGGAGCAAAAGGAGGACACAGGCGACACCGGGUCGGCCACGGUCGAGACCGAGUGCGCAAUUAUCGAGAACGACAAGCAAUCGUCGAACUCUCCGCCGCCUGAAACCAAAGAGAACACCGAGCAACAGACCCAAGCGCAGACCGUCGAAGAGAUAGUUGGCCACAUACUUAUGCAGAACCAGGAAUUCCAAAAGCUGCUCGAGAAACAACGAACGAACAGCAUACUGAACGUCAGGCAGCAGCAACGUUUCAACAAGCACCGGUCAGCUGACACGUCCGACGACAGCGACUCCGAGAAUACCAAUUACAUCACCGACAACUCCAACAACAACAGGUUGGCGCGUCUCAGGGCGGCGCAACGCGACCGACUGGUCAGAACGAACAACACCUGGAACUCGUUGUCCUCGUCGCGGGACCAUCAGCCCACGUUGCAGGUGUUCUACGACAACCUGAACAAAGCAGAGAACAACAAACUAGCGGAGAGCAGCCUGAAGAACAAGAUCAAUCGUGUCCAGGAGAAGAAGGCUCUGUUCGAGGCGUUCAAAAGGCAGAGCAUCGUGACGGAGAGCAAGGUGAUCAAGACUGCGCUGAGGAUAAGGGAAAAUUCGACGUCCAGAAGCGAGGAGGUGACUCCAACGCCUGUCGAGAAGGAGCCUGACGUUGAAAUCGUAGUGAACGACAAGGAGACAGCCGCGAACAAUGUUCAGGAAGCGACAGAACCCAGCAAAGGGUUUGGCAACUAUGACAAUUUGCAGCACGUUUGGGAGGGUUUGCAGGAGGAGAAGGACUUGGACGGUAACGACAGUCCGAUUCGUCCGGCGGUCUGGUUAACGAAACGCUGCGAGGGACUACCAACGUCUCCUCAAAAGUGUGGCUCCCUUCCGCGCAGUUUUCAGAUCAAUCCUAACUCGACGCAAAACGUGACCAAAUCGCGGUUCUUACAGAGGGACGGGAAACCGAUGAGCGAAAGGCCUUUCACGAUAGCCUCGGACAAGCCGGCGGAGAUCAAUCUGGAGGACAUGGAGAGAUAUGCCUCGACGUGUCAGCCGCAGGGCAGGAUCGCCAAGUUCCCCACGUCCGUUUCAACGUCCACCUCGACGUUCUUCUGUUCCCUGGACGACACGCUGACGGACGCCUAUUCCGAGCUUCACGUGUCCUCCACGACCGCCAACAUACAUCCUGACCAUAAAAUUUACAGGGCCAACGCGACCGGUAGCGCCACCAUAUUCAAGAACGUCCUCUCGAGGGCUGGCAAUCGUCUGCAGGUCUUGAGGAAUACGAUGAGCACGGAGACCCUGGAGUGCAGCGAGGAGCUCGAACGGACCAAGUACUUCAGCUCGUUGAGCGCAGGUAAGUUGAAGAGAAAAGGCAAACUGAAGCACUCCAGGGAGUCUUCGUCCGACGUGGAGGAGCUCGUUGGCUGCGCUGCCAGAGCAUCGGACUCGAGGGUCCCAUCGCUUUAUUACAAGCAAGGGAGCUCGAGCCUGGGCGCUCGUAUCGCUCAGUCCGACUACGCGGACCCUACGAUACUGUUCUCCGAGACCAAACGGCUCGGCCAACUGGCAAACAGCGUGACCAAAGCCGACCAAGAGAAGAAGGACGACGAGGAGAGCCCGGAGAACCGGGAGAGCGAGACGGAUAGCUUCUACGAGAAGUCGUUCGAGACGAUCGAGAAUUACGUGGACGCGGACGUAGACGACGCGUUUCGGGAUAGUGCAAUAUUCAGCGACAUAGAGGAGGUACUCGUGACCAGGCCAUUCUCGAAUCACUGCACGGAGGAGCCUUUCAAGAGCAAAGUCGCUCCGCCGAUACCCGCGAAGAAGAGAACAGAGUCGAGCGUAUCGGUGAAUCCCCCUGCGUACAGUGCGACGACAAAGUGCAAGCCCAGCGUGGCCCAGAAGCCUGACUAUUUGAAGAUUAAGUCUGUGCUGUUGAAGGAACAACAGGAGUCGGACUCUAAGGUUUACAAGAAGUCACCUGUGACAGAAUGCGAGACCUAUCAGUAUCCCAAGAGUAGUUUGCAGGGUAACUGUGGAGAGAACAGUGGAGAGGAGAGGGACGAUGUGUCUGCAGGACAGAGCCAAGCUGGCUGGGUGAGGAAAAUCGUGGGCCAGUUGCAGGGGCACGUUGAAACGUAAUUUAUGCCAAUGAAAGUGUACAAAUCCUGCGAAAUUGAAUCUAGAACGCAUGAAUUUCACGUUUGUUGGCGUUCUUAAUCCUUUUGAAAUUAGUCGGGGCUAGUUUGUGUCAACACAUUUCCAAAUUGAUCCCUUUUCAACAAUUGUUGAUAAGUGUUUAGCUUGCUUGAUACCACAGUUGUCAGAUUAACCUCAAAAUGUGCAAUGAAUUGACAAGUAUCCAUUAGAAAUGAGACCUAACUAAAACAAGAUACCUGUAUACAAUAACAAUGAAGAGAUGUUCAAAAAUACGUGUCCAGUCCAACUCCUGGUUGCACAAAGUGACCCCUGAUGGUAUUUUUUUGUAGCUAUAGUAUGAUCUAUGCCUGUUGGGGUUAUGCAAGAUGAUUCUAAAAUGGUGGAAAAAGGUACACAUCUUGAAAGGGUUAAGAUCAAUCUCCGGAUCAAUAAUACUCGCUAGAGGUGUGGCUCAGCCAAUGAAAUUUGUCUUUCAGUGAUCUGUAAAGUACAAUGUUUGAGAUUAUAUUUUAUUAAUACAGCGGAAGGCGAAAGCGAAGAUGGAAGAUGAUUCCCAUUCGAGGGUUGUUCGAAAUAAGGGUACAUAGAGAGUAACAUUGAUCUAGAUGAAACUCAGAUACUGUAAUGGAAGGCAUAAUAUGUGCAUAAUGAAUUUUUUUUUUUUACAUUGUAAGAGGGAAUGUUUUGUAUUUUGUACGUAAUUUUUGAAGACAGUAUUUUUGUUGAAUGGUCUGAUUAAAAAAAAAAAAAUAUAAAACAAUUGUUAUGUACACAUUACGUUUCCCUUUAUAUUAUUUGUGCCUUGCAUGAACUGUUUCCCAUGCAAACAUGAAGUUCUAGUGUUGAAGUACAUAUAGAUUGUACAACAUUGAAACAAAUACUGCCGUAUAAAUUUGUCAUAUCAUGUAAACUAGCGGUAAAUAGAAAAAUGUUGUAAGUGAUAAUUUCAAUUAACGUAUGCCGUAUUUAAUCCGUGUCAUACGUAAAUUUCAUACAAAUGAUACAGGGUAAUUGAAAGGAGUCUUUAAUGCACGU
Messenger RNA from Colletes gigas, 5542 nucleotides. RefSeq lists its product as uncharacterized. Bases 377 to 4489 code for a protein of 1370 amino acids. Gene Ontology annotation, molecular function: guanyl-nucleotide exchange factor activity. The record is from RefSeq and is a predicted model, not a curated record. NCBI's taxonomy places the organism in Eukaryota, Metazoa, Arthropoda, Insecta, Hymenoptera, Colletidae. The transcript is spliced from 12 exons.